CCCCACUCCACAUGCCAUUGCUCUACGUAUAUUUUCUCGCAGCCAUACUUUAAGAGAGCUCUCUGAUAAACGAUUUCAUGCUCCCUUGGCAUUGACAGUGACAGAGAAAGAGUCCGUGUGUGACAGGGGAGGAAAUGAAGAGAAACAGGAAGGAGGAAGAUCUCAUUGAAGUGUAUCCUCUGUAGCCUUCAACUACUUCCCUGCUUCUCCUCUCUUCAGUCAGAUGGCGCAGAAGCCGUGGAUGCGUGUGCUGGAUGCAGUGCUGCAGUGUUGCAGCUUUUUCGCUAGCCGUUAGGUCUGCUGCGCUUCUGAAGGUGUUCACCCGUGCGACGAGAUAUGACGAAGCGAAUUUACAUCGUCAGGUGGAUCGUCGACGUCCUCAUAUUCUUGACCGUAUCGGGGUUAUUGGCAGCUUCAUUUGUGGGUAAAUUGCCUCUUGGAGGUCCCUGGCAAUGGGGCUUCCAUUGCCUCGAUCCAAAACUUCAAUAUGAAUUCCAGGGAGAUUCUAUUUCUGCUCUGGCCCUCUUUCUGGGCUCAUAUAUUGGCACCCUCAUCAUUGUCAUCGGAGUGGGAUUCCUGUCGUGGCCUUCAGACAGGUCAUGGAAGAAGAGGGUGAAGGUCAGCUUCGACCGUUAUGGUUGCUUCCUCGUGGGUACCCUUUAUACCCUGGCCGUGACAGAAAUCCUUAAGGACCUCGCCGGAAUGCCUCGACCGCACUUUUUUCACACCUGCCAACCUAACGCUUCUCGCAACUGCACUUCAGGGGAAUUCAUCCGGCAUUUUGAGUGCAGAGAACCUCGAUCGAAUGACUUCCGGGAGAGGUUGAUGAUCAUGGAUUCCUACAAGUCUUUCCCUUCUGGGCACGCCAGUCUUACUGCCUCUACCGCCACUUUCAUCGUUUAUUUUGCGUGGAAGCACGUGAGACCAGAGUGGUCGAGGGUGAUGAGUCCCCUACUCGGGGUGCUGGGGGUGACCUGGGCUACAUGGGUUGGCGUCUCCAGGGUCAUGGACAGGAGGCAUCAUUGGUGGGACGUGCUCGUUGGAUCCCUCCUCGGAGUUCUCAUCACCUCCAUCAUCAUCCUGAGUCAUGGUAGACGAAAGAAGAUGAAGGGCUCCAUAUCGAAGGGCUUUGAUUUUGACAACUAUGCCUACUCCGCCAAGGAACCCUGAUGACUCAUAGACAUGGAUGGAGGAAAUCUGCCUUACUUCUAUAUAUCCAUACCUGUAUCUAUCUUCACCCUUCUCUUCCCCUCUCUCUUCAUUUUUCUUUCUUCUUAAACUCUCUCGAUAGGGAUCAGGCCUUAAGUCUUUGCAUUGCCGAAAGUUGCUACUUGUGACUGAUGUGAUAAGCUGUAAUAUGAGUGAGUUUACUUUUUGAAGAAGCAUUUCAUGGAUAUGCUUUUUUAUUAUCUCGGAGUUUUCUUGGUGACUUCAUUUUACGUUUCCGUAGUAGCAUUUCUUGGUAUGCUGUAAGUCAGCCCGAAUCUACAGCAGAAGAGGGAAAAAGGGUUUGACGCAGCGAAUCAAAAUGCCAUUUGCUGUUUUUGCUCAAAUGCAAUCGUGAAAACUGUACCUUGUGCUUAUUUGGUGCUUUAGAUCCCAACGAAUACAGAAAGGAUGUAGUAUCCCUU
This is a messenger RNA of Darwinula stevensoni, 1631 nucleotides long. The record is from the annotation of a GenBank genome assembly. Lineage: Eukaryota; Metazoa; Arthropoda; Ostracoda; Podocopida; Darwinulidae.